CGCGCCAGCCGCAGACCGCCGAGUCCGACAGCUGUGCACGCGCGCGGGCCGGCGACGGCAAUUAACGCUGUAGGCCCGUCAAACACGCGCGUCUACCGAACGUGACGCGCGACCCGAGCAAAAAUGGUAUCGAGUGGCAGCUACCACAGCUGUUGCUUCGAUCCGCUGGAACUGAACGCUGUUAUUUGGCGUCGUGUGCGCAGCGCCAAGGUAAUCGACUCGACGGCAUGCGAUAUUGUCACGGUGUCGCGGUUAUUGUUAAACGGCAAAUAAUAACGGGCGCGUUUUACUGAUUACGGCGCGUGUUCCCUCGCGGGCGGACGGCCCAAUAACGUGGUGUGCGCGAAAUCGGUUUAGAGGAACGGAAAAAAAAACCGAAUAAAAAUCGCCGGUCGAUCGUUCGUUACCGCUGUGAAUUCUCCGUACUUUUAACGCGCAUUUCCAAUGGCGUCGAUCGAUUAUUGCGGGAACCGCCGCGGCCUUGGCAUUCAGUCGGUGUGAUGUUUGCGUCCGUCACGACGACAAUAGUACAAAUUUUAAGCGACGUGGGUACCUAAACGAUUGUAUUGUAAUAGCAUUCCGUUGUGUUUUUUUUUUCUCUCUAUCCAAUACGUUCUAGUUUUAAACUAGAUAUGGGUACCUAUCUAUAUGCCCGCGAAACACUGUCGUCUGCAGCAUAAAGUCCCGCGAUCUCUCGUUAAUAUAAUAUAGACAAUACGGAAAUCAGGUAUGGUUCUUUACAUUAUUAAUGGGAAAUUCACUCCGUACAUUCAAUAAAUUCCAGACGUUUUAAUCGUUGUUGGACAUAAAUACGCUAGAUCGCGCCAACGGUGCUCAGGUAAAUAACCUUAACACUCUCCUAUUACGUACUGAGCGAAAUUGUCUGCAUGUGAAUGAGUUUCUGACCGAAAUACUUGUUGCUCCCUAGACGAGAAUAAGCAUUUUAAGUUGUGAUAUUUCACACAAACACACCUCGCUGAAAAAUGUAAAUAACAGUUAAAACCAACGUAUAAACACAAAUAAUGUUUUUCCCUCCAAGUUUAAUAACAACGAUUCAACGAUAAUCGAAAUGUAAUCGGGGAAAUUACGACGAAUAGUAAUCAUAUAUGUGCCUACCCAAGUAAAAAAUUUUAAAAAACCGUUUUUGAUAAAACAAUUAUUAUAAAUAAAGACAUUAAUCGUGCCCAUGCACCCAAAUUAGGGAUACGCUAUAACGAUACAGAUUGGCGAUAUUAGUGUUUUUUAAGAGGGGUGCAGUAGUCAAAAGCUGCAGUUCAAUUUUUGACAAUUUUCGUUUCGAUUUUAACUUGGAUCCGGUGCAAAACUCAAAAAACGUAGCAUAAUUCGUAGCAAAUAAUGGUUAAAUAUUAAUAUAACUUGCCGGUUUUUCACGUUGGUUUAACACUUGUAAGCUGUCAGAAUUAUAAAUAACUGAGUCGUUAAUUUUUAAUGGCACUUACAUGAACUUAAAUAACAAAUCCUGUAGCGUUAUUGCGAAACGAAAUUUUAAAAUGAAAAAUUAUAAUGUCGUUAACUACGAAAGUACGCUUUACGAUUAUAUAGUUCACACUUGGAAAAAAACAAACUUCAAAAAGGCAAUAACCCAUCGUGACCGACUACAAUGUAAUGUGCUCAAAUUUGUUUGGAACCAUAGAUAUAAAUAAAUGCGAUGACAAGUAUAGUAACGGUAAUUUAUCGUUUUUAAUUUUAAACGCAUGCUCUCGUUUAAAAAAAUGUAAAAUUAAACCGUCUAGCACGAGAAUGAUCUCGAGUCCCGGGACCAAGAUUUUAGAUUCUGAGUGGAGCGAAGAAGCUUGUGGUCUUACAAAGAUAUUUAUUUUUUUUUUCUGUGUACAACUUUUCUACCAGAGAUCUUGCUCCGAUUUUUAAGUGUAGCAAGUUUUCUAAAAAAAAUUUGACUGUGAGCGUACUUUAAGGAGGUCAUUUUUUGAUUUUUCCAGGAGUUUUCCUAAUAAAUGGGAAACACCGGGAAAAAAUAUUAGAAAAACCGGGACAAACGAAGGAAAAUUGGGAAAAUCGAUACAACAUUAAACAAAUAUUAUUAAAGAAAAUGUAUAAAGUCUAUUUAAUUAUUUUACUAUAAAACGAUACAUAUAUUUUUGACAAUGAAUCACUGUCAACUGAACUCCGCUCAGAAUCAUGUUUUCGUAAGGAAUGGUUAAUCGGAUAUAUAUUAAAUUAAAUGUUGCACCCGUCCCCAAUUUCCUAGGACGUCUUUUUUUUUUUUUAUUUGAGCACUGAAAUAAAUAUCGAGGUGCUUCGGGAAAGAUAAGCCAACCCCACGUUUCAAAUCAAGUCCUCAUCAAAUAAGUACAAAGUUUGCAUAUAUUAUGAGGGGCUUCAGCCCACCAGUGGCGCAGAUUACAGGGUCUUACCGGGAUGAACCCCACAGCAUUUUUUGAAGAUAAGUCAUAGGAAGGUUAGGAUAAUUGUAACGUUAGGUUAGGUUAGGUUAACCUUCCCAUUUUUUCUCCGUUUUUCACAAUUUUUCCAUUUAAUGGGAAAACUCCUGGGAUUAUCAAAAAAUAACCUCCCUAAGUUACCAUGGAGAUAAAAUUACCUUUCAAAAAAUAAGCUACACUUAAUACACCCGAUGAAGAUUUUUGUUAGAAAAGUUUGCACAACAAAUCGAGGGGUAUUUUGCGAUUAAAAUAGUCCGAGCGAACGAUUGCUUGGGUUUCCAGAUACAAACAAAAUUUAUUUUUUCUUGUUUAGAUAAAAGGACAAAAAAAUGCAAAACGUUUUUUUUGAAACGCGGGAAAGUAGGUAUAUAUAACCAUUCAGCUAUAACAAGCAUUACAUACCUUAAAGAAGACAAUAUUUAGUUAUUUUACAUAACAUAUAUUAUCUGCGUAAUAUCAGAACUUCAAAAAGCUUUAAUUUUGAAACUUAGUCAGUCCGCUCAAUUAUGACUUCAUCAUCGUUCUUAAAUCGUUGAUAUACAUAUGUUCAAAUAAAAAAAUAAAUCAGAUUGUUUCAUAUCAUUUUUUACUCAACGAUUUUCGUCAAAAUUUGAUAUUAAAAUUUCUUUUAAAAAAAUAAUACUACAUUAAACUCGAAUUUUCUUUUUUUGACCACAAAAUAAGACUCCUAAUAAAACUCCAGUUAAAUUUUCAAACAUUUCUAUUAAGUCUAAUAAUUUUACCACAGAGUACCUACUGAAUAAAAAUUAUGUAAAAAACUCGCAAAAUUUAAAUUUCUAUAAAUAGCUCAAAAAUGGCUUAAAUUAUUUAAAAACACGUCUAAAAAAGGCAAUUCUAAAUUUUCUUUCCAAAUUUUAAGUCCAUAGAGUCGAUACGAAUAUUUUUAAGUAAAUUUCAAAAAAAAAAAUAUUAAAAUGUUUAUAUUCAGUUUAAAAAAUAGCAAAAAUGUUUAGAAAAUUUUACCAAGUCUAGAAAAGGCAAAUAUUAGUUUUCUCUCCAAAUUCUAUCCGAAUAUUUUAAACUGAAUUACAACAAAUAAUAAAAGCAUAAUUUUCGUAAAUUUCCCGUUUUUCUUACGUUUUAUCCUGAUUUUUCCCAGAUAUUAUGUAAAUCGCUUGGAAAAUCAAUAAAUUACCUCCCAAAAGUACCAUCUUUCAGAAACGGUGUCGCGCGUACAUAUAUAUCUGAAUAUAUCUGAGCAAGAUUUCUUGUAGAAUUUUCGUGCACAGUAUAUAUAUAAAAAAAAAUAAACAUGUUAGUACAUACUACACUCAGAAUCUAAAACUAGGGUUGAAAAUCUCCCUAUAAAUAUUUUAUAGAAGUGAUAAAACAAAAUCACCCUGUAGAUACAUCUGUCAUCACCGCUGUUUGUACUCGUAUACAGUAUAUCCCGCGACUAACAAUAAACGCAUCAUAAUCAGCUCAGCGGGGAUGUUAGUCUUAUCGUCGUUUUGAUUUUAUGGGAGUAAUAUGAAAUCUACAAUAAAUUGUUUAUAGUUCGUCGGCCAAGUUUACAAACGAAAUUUUGAAAAAAAAAAAAAAUCUUCGUCUACGUUUAAUAAUAUCACGCGAUAUUUUUCCAGGUCGGACGGUGACGCGGGAAAUAUUUUGACUGAAAAUUCAACGCGGAAAACGACACGAACGAGGAAAAUAUACUUCACGACAAAACGAUUUCCGAGAUUUCCGUGUUAUCGGUCGUCUUAAGACCAAUAGAACAAAAAAAAAAAAAAAUGAAACUACAAUAAGACAUAUUUUAUCGUCCGUAUCAAAGAUGUCAACAAUUGUCGCCUUAAGGUCACGAUUUUCGACAUUUCUCAGAACGGCCGUACGCGAUUUUUCAAUAAUAAUAACGUAACUAUCACCUUCGUUGUUUUUAGCCGAUAUCGUUUACGCCCAUUAUUAUUCACCUUUGUGUUCGAAUUGAAUUUUAUCUGCGACCUACGAACCGCCGCCGCCCGCUCGUUAUCAGAGAUGCGAUAUAUCCACCGAGCUGAUUACAUGCUCCCGCGGGUAUAGCGAAGUGUGUAUUACACCACAGCUGGUGCUUAUGUUUUUUAUGUUUUUUUUUUUUCCUAUACAUUUUUGACACAUUCGCAAUGAUAUUAUUGCCAGUCGACGCGCGCGUGGUAUAACCGUUGAGCAAUUUUCGAUUUGUUCACCAAACGACGCGCGGACGGUAAAAUUAUUAUUGUAGAUCGUGUGAAUCCGCAGUAUUUUCAGUGGGGGGAGGGGGAAGGGAAGUAUGGGCAUUGAAAACCGAGUGGCUCUGGUCACUGGCGCGGCGUCGGAAAUCGGACAGUCCUACGUGAAAUAUUUACUCCUUAACAGAGCCAAGGUACCUAUGUUAUUAUAAAUUGCACGAUUUUUAAUACAUGUAUACAAUCAUUCGAAUUAUAUCGCCCGCGUACGAUAAUACGACGUAAAUCGUGUCAAAUUGUGAAAUUUCCGAAUAUCCCGCUCACAGGUGGUACUUUGCGACGUGCAUGUGGACAAGUGUCGAACAAUAGCCGAAGAUUUUGGCAAAGAGCUCCAGCACAUCAGCGCGCUUUCGAUAAAAUGCGACGUCACCGACGAAAUUGAAUUUGAAAGUAAGCCGUUCGAAAUUCUUUCGUUAUUGUUAUUUUCCGGUCAUAUUUUAACGUGAUCUGCAAACAAAACGCGACGUAUACAUUUUUUACGUUCGGAAUUCCGAGCGCCAAACGAGGAUUGUGGUGUGUGUUUGAUUUUUAUUAUAGACACUGUGUCUUUAGUAUUAGUAAUUGUUUUCUGUUCGCGACGAUUUCGUUUUACCGGAAAUCAUGUUCCGAUCGAUUUUAAGAGCGGUUUCCGGUAUCAAAUUUCGUCUACUUAAUACAGCAUUGAUGAGGGCGUCUUUUUCGAUUUUGUUUUCUUGUGGUUGUUCAGUUAAAAAUAACCGCGGAAACUCGAAACUUUCACAGAAUACUUUCACGAAUAUAAAGUUCUUAAACAAAAUUUUUAAUUUCAAGAAAAAUAUUAGAAUAAUUAAAUUCAUAUUCAAUUGAAAUUGCGUGAUUUCCAACUACGAUAUCGUUAUACCAUUUGUUUUAUUUAUGCCAUUAUUGUAGCAUUUUAUUUUUUGUUUGAGGAAAUAAAUAUUAGAUACCUAUAUGGUUUUUAAGUACAUGUUUUCGGAAAUAAAUAACAUUUUUUUGUUUUAUAAUGUCCGAGAUCACUCAGGUUUAAAGAUAUAAAAAUCAAUUACAUUAUUUUUUUCAGACGCUUUUAAAACGUGUUUGCAUUAUUUUGGUCAUUUGGACAUAGUAGUGAAUAACGCCGGUGCUUUCGACAAUUCUACUGAAAAAUGGUCCACUACGGUCAACAUUAAUUACGUAAGUUUCGUAGAAAUGUUUAAAAGUGUACUUGAGUUUAAUAAAUUAAUAUCGUAAAUUACCAUUGUGUUAAACGAAAACUAUAAAGGUUUUUGGAUACGCCCACCGAGUUAUUACAUUAUAAGUGUAGCGAAGAAGCCAUUAGUUUUUCUAAGUGUGCUUUUUUCUCCGAAAACACUUUUUCUGUCUCUACCGUGAACCGAUUCUUUCCAGUUUUCAACUCCCAAAUCUAUUUAAAUCAUUUUUCCAACACGUCGAUCAAUCUUUACCUAGAUCUUCUUCCUCGAGGCCACCAUUACAUUACCGCUCUAACUGUGUCGUUUUCUCCUCUAUAAUGUAGAUAUUUUGGUUGUUUGGUAGACGUAUUUAUAGUCGAUUUUAUUAUAAUCUCAGGGUGGUAUCGUACGGGGCACCUUGCUGGCCAUUAAGUAUAUGGGAAUCGCAAACGGAGGCAAUGGCGGAACAGUAAUUCAAACGACAUCUUCGAUGGUGUCCAGCGGUGGUAUUCAUUAUAUUCCGAUGUAUAAGUCUACGAAGAAAUGUGUAAUCGAAUUUACGAAAACCUUCGGAGUAUGUCCACUUAUGUUCCAAAAAUGUUUGUAAUUUUGAAUUUAGUGUUGUUUUUUUUUUUUACUGGCUUUUGAAGGGUACACGUAAUUUUGGUCUUCAUGGCGUCAGGAUUAUAACACUGUGUCCGGAAUUAACCGAUGUAAAUUGUACAAGAGAGAUUAACGAACGUGAAAUGACCAACGAAAAUCUUAUCGAAAACCUCGAUAAAUUACAUAGACAACUGAUAUUACAAAAGUAAGCAUUUUUUUAAAAAUGUAUUGAAGUUAUUAAUUUUUGAAAAAUUUGAAGUAGGUAUUAAAUUAUUUUGUUUCGGGACGAACACACUUAACGCAUCAAAUAUUUGUUUAAAUUAUUUUUAACUAGUUUAAAAUUGUUUGAAGUAAUAAUUAUAUAAAAAUAUCAUAGUUGCAAUGCCAUCUAGCGGUAAAGUUUCGUAUACGCGUUUCGAAUGUAAACCUACGAGCGGAUGUUUAAUGUAUCAUUUUAUUUCUCCAAAGUUAAAUUAUUUUUAACAUGAAGACUUAUUUUAUUCAUAUUUUAUUAAAGACGACGUUUAUUUCAAUUUAAAAGAAAAAAUACGAUAUUAUAAUAAAUUAAAUAUAUAUAAUAACUAUAUAUAAGGACUUUAAAGAAUGUUAAAUUCGAAUUUAGCUUGGAGAAAAUAGUGAAAUUCCGAUUUUUCCAUUCAAAUUUUAAAUCUCCAUUAAUGUAAUUAAUACUUAUUUUUUUUUUCCACCAAUUACUUAUAGUAUUAUCAUUUGCCCACAGGUCGAAUCACGUGGGAAACGCUUUGAUUGAGAUUUUGGAUUUAGGCAAAACCGGAGAAACCUGGAUCGUCGAAGAAAACAAAUCUCCGCGAUUAUUGGUCAAUUAUUAAUAUAAGUAGCGGGUUUCUUUUUAAUUAUUAUAAAUAAUACAUGUAUUGAUGAUUAAAAAAAAACAACUGGUAUUUAAUUUUAAUUAUUUUCAUUAUAAACGUUAAACGUGUACACGUUUAGAAACCCGUACUGUAUAUACAUUUAUUAAAUAUUUACAAUACGAUUACGUCCAAAUUAAUAUUGGCUUUAUGUACAGUAGACUCUAAUAAUAUUAUACUGUCAAUUAUAUUAAACAAAUAUCCUAUAUAAAUAUACAA
This is a messenger RNA of Cinara cedri, 7499 nucleotides long. The record is from the annotation of a GenBank genome assembly. Lineage: Eukaryota; Metazoa; Arthropoda; Insecta; Hemiptera; Aphididae.